Molecule: messenger RNA, 1626 nt
Organism: Spodoptera litura
Lineage: Eukaryota; Metazoa; Arthropoda; Insecta; Lepidoptera; Noctuidae
Source: RefSeq, a predicted model, not a curated record
AUGCAACUUUAUACCCAGUCUGCUAAACAGCAGUUGCCAUAUCCAGACUUGAACGUAAUAACAAUGCGCUACACUGGUCACAAAACUCCCAAUAAACGAUCAGAACCAAAUAUCCAAUACUAUUACCCAUCUGGAACUACGCCACCACCAAAUUUCGAUCGCUUACCGUGUUAUGCUAUUCCAGCUAAUAAAUGUUCACCGCGGUCAUGUUUUGACGAGUGUGCUAUCAGGCCUAUGUAUAAACGUCGUCCGUUGCAAAUCGUAACAAACGACGUUGGAACUGGGACUGGAUUUGGCCAUGGCCUUGGUACUUUUGUCGGUUAUAGUAACGGCGCUGGGUACUGCCCGUGCACUGGCCCUGGUCCUAGUACUGGCAUUGUUGCUGGCAAUCGCACUAGCCUAAGCACCGGGGCUGGCUAUGGCGCUGGCCCUAACACCGGUUAUACUCAUAAUCAGGGUCGUUGUCCUUGCCCUUGUUCUGAUGUCAGUGCUGGUCCUGAUGGUGGUGCUGGCCCUCGCGGUAGUAUUGGCUCCCACGGUGGAGCUGGCCGCCAGAGUUUUGCUGGCCGCCACAGUUUUGCUGGCCCUCGCAGUGGGGCUGGUCCCCGGAGUAGUGUUGGUUCCCGCAGUGGGGCUAGUCCCCACGGUAAGGCUGGCCUCCGCGGCAAGGUUGGCCUCCGCGGUAAGGCUGGUCUCCGCGGUAAGGCUGGUCCCCGCGGUGAUGCUGGCCCCAGUGACAGUUCUGGCUCCGGCGGUGUUGCUGGUCUUGGCGAUGGUGCUGGCCCUGGUGAUGGUGCUGGCCCUGGUGAUGGUGCUGGCCCUGGUGAUGGUGAUGGUGGUUCCAGCCCUAGUGUUAGCUUUGCUCCUGGCAGUCUUGUUGUCGCUGGCCCCGGCACUCGCGCGCGCCGUGGCACCCGCGCUCGCCGUGGCACUCGCACUCAGGCUGCUCGUGGUAAAAGCACGCGAGCUGGCAAGGAAAUUCGCAAUAAAGCUGACGUUAAAGCCGAUGUUAGCCCCGACGUAAGCCCGGACGUUAGCCCCGACGUUAGCCCCGACGUUAGCCCCAACGUAAGCUCUGACGUUAGCGCUGAUGAUGGUGUAGGUGCUGGAGUUGGCCCAAAAGUUCGUAAUUCACCGGAUAAAUCCGCCAGUUCAAAGCGAAAACAGUCUCACAAUAAAAAGAAAAGAAGCAGUAAUAACAAAGUAAUUGCCAAAAAUAGGAAAGACAAAAAAAUAACUUCACCUCGCCCUUCUUCGCCUCCUCCUCCACCGCCACCUCCUGAGGGUUCUAAAAACAAAGUAGAACAAAUCAAAUAUUUAGUAGCUAAAGCUAAAUACGACGCUGUUCGAUGUUAUCACUGUAUGAUUGAUUCAGUCAGAAAAUCUGAAAUACGUGCAUGGCCAUAUGAAAUUACCUGUAAUGACAUGUACAUUCAUAUCCUGAAGCGUAGACCGUGUUUCUGUAUUUACCGCCUAUGUCCAUCGUUUUAUCCAACAUUCUUAAGUUUACUUAAACUUCGACGAAACUUAUGCGAAGUACUAUUGUAUUGUUGCACUAUGUGUUUGUGGUGUCCAGUUUUUUUAGUUAUCUGUGUAUGUUACAGUUUGAUUUGCGAAACAACAUAA